AUGCUGGAGUACUUCACAUACAAAAAGGUCAAGAAGCACAAGGCCGAGAAGGCGGCGAAAGAAGAAGCCAGACAGGCGGCCGAAGCUGCCACACGAACCGACACCAGUGCCGCCGAGAGCAGCAGCAACAACAAACACGCACAUGGCCAUGACCACGACACCAGGCACCGCCGCCACGACGGCCACGAAGCCGUCAUUCGACCCGACGACGAGAGCUUUCUCGAGGAACUGCUCGCCAACGAUGACGUCCCCGCGCCGCCGUUGCCCCCGCGCCUGUACCUGCGAGACCUAGACUGGCCCUCCGACACGGACGAUGCCACGCCGUCUACAAGCCAGCAAGCACCACCACCGCCCGGCAAGCCCGCGGACAGUGAAAGUGACAAGGACAAGGACAAAGACAAGGAGCCCAAGAAGCCGAACCGCAUCUCCGCGCUCUUCACCCGCUCCAAGCCAAAGGACGACGCCCUCAAGCCGCUGCCCACCACGGCGCCCGCCGAGCAGGAAAAGGAAAAGAAGGACCUCUCCAAAGUCCUCGACCGCCUCAACCUGUCGGUCAAGAACAACAAGGUCAUCAGCACCGACUCGUCCGCCGCCCUCCAGUCCUUCACCAAUGUCUUCAAGGACCUCGUCAACGGCGUGCCCACCGCCUACGACGACCUCAUGGGCAUCGUCGACGACAAGGACGGCGCCCUGGCAAAGGGCUUCGACAAGCUGCCCAACUCGCUCAAGAAGCUCGUCACCCAGCUCCCGGACAAGCUCACCUCCUCUCUGGGGCCGGAGCUGCUCGCCGCCGCCGCCGCGAGCCAGGGCAUCAAGGCCGACAGCAGCAGCGGGCUCAAGGGCGCCGCCAAGAGCGUCUUCGUGCCCGCCAACCUGCUGCAGCUCGUCACCAAGCCCGGCGCCAUUGUCGGCAUGCUGCGCGCCAUUGUCGAGGUCCUCAAGACGAGGUGGCCCGCCUUUAUUGGGCUGAAUGUCAUGUGGGGGGUUGCUUUGUCCCUUCUCCUCUUUGUGCUGUGGUACUGCCACAAACGGGGCCGGGAAGUCCGCCUCGAAGGCGAGCGCACCGUCGACGGGAGCGACCGUAUCGAGGAGCUGGCUGAUGAUCCUGCGCUGCCGGCUCCCGAGCCGCCGGGCCGGGUGUCGACGCUGCGAGAUGAAGACGCAGAGGUGGUUGAGGCUCCUGGGCGCAGAAACCUGUCCAGGUAA
Metarhizium brunneum ARSEF 3297 is the source of this 1206-nucleotide messenger RNA. RefSeq lists its product as uncharacterized. Lineage: Eukaryota; Fungi; Ascomycota; Sordariomycetes; Hypocreales; Clavicipitaceae. The record is from RefSeq and is a predicted model, not a curated record.